Molecule: messenger RNA, 982 nt
Organism: Bolinopsis microptera
Lineage: Eukaryota; Metazoa; Ctenophora; Tentaculata; Lobata; Bolinopsidae
Exons: 7
Coding region: 140-982 (280 amino acids)
Source: RefSeq, a predicted model, not a curated record
GUUUGUAAAACUACUUACCGGCACUGUGGCUUUGAACUGUAUACUUUAACCAUCCAGUUUCUAUUUAGCUUACUUGACCUCCCCUUCACAGAGAUAAUUUAUCUCGCUAUCUGGUCGUUAACGUAAUACGAACAUAAAAAUGUGGUCAUAUAACCUAACUAACUACUAUCAGUGGAAUAAAACAGCUGUUACAAUGGUGGACCAAGAGAUGCCAUCUUCUUUGUUAGAGCCAGUUCAAACAGUUAACCCAACAGAGACCUGGGCCAAAUUUCCUGAAAUAACAGACAGUCCUUGGAAGUGGACUAAUGACGGAGCAAGACCCACAUGUAACAGUAACUGCAUUCAGUUUCUCAGCGACAAAACGGUCAAGUGGAAUAAAGAGAAAAAGAGUCAAGGUUAUUGGAAGCUUGACAGUGAUAUGAAGAUUCUGGAAACCAAAUUUCAUGGUGCUGUCCACGAGUUAAGAUACAUUGUUGAAGAAAGAAAAGCGGUAGUGAUAAACUGUGGUCAAAAUGUACCGGGAGCAAUUUGGGAAACGGUAACUAGCCUAUCGGACUACGAACGAAGAGGAAAAGAAAUAGCCACUUUCUACUGUUCAACAGAAGAGGAACUCUCUGUUAUGAGUCCCCCAGCUCCCCAACAAACCUACAAAGAUCGAUAUCCGGACAACACGAUAAACGAAGAUCCUCGUAUAACAGAUAACAAAACAAAACAGCAGAACUAUGAAGCCGAAGUGAUAGUCUACCGUGCAUUGGAGAUGUUAAAAGAACGCCUGAUUGUUCUUCACGGGUUUAAGUUCACACAUUACCAGUAUACUUUGUGUGACAGGAACCAUGAUAGGAGGCAUUGUGGACAGUGUAAGAGGCCUAAAAACUCUGAGGAAUGUGAUUUUUUGAUUAUCGGAGAGGGCUUCUUUGUAGUCAUUGAAGUUAAGAACCCAGCAUCUGAUGGGAACCCCACCAUAGCAUUCAAGGGAUCAUGA